AAGUGGUCCGUGCACCACAAGCUCCAUUGGACAUCACGAGGCUGAAAGGCUGUGGCUGAAAUGUGGCUGACGUAAUCCGAGGUCCACAUAUCAGCACGAACGCCGUCAUUAACCGCAACGAGAACAUUCUCCUAAUUCAAACACGACAUCAGGAUCUCCCUCACAGAAAUUAGAAGCUAUGAAUACAACAACCCCUCGCAUCUCUGCCGCGCUCGCGCGUGCCUCCCGCUCUGCCGCUGCAAAGCAAUCCCCUCACCAGCUUCGCCCUCUCGGUUCCCGCAUCCAGAGCAUCCGCACACCUACAUCAAUCCCGCAGUCGCGCCUCUUCAGCAUCGCAGCAGUACGCCAGGAUAACUGGAAAACUGCACCAGCUCCCAUCGCAGCUUCCAGUCCAACUCCCUCAAAAGCACCAAGCAAAAUCUACAGCUUCGAAGAAGUCCGCACCCACGCCCAAAACCCAACCCCCACCUCCCCCAUCCUAAUCGAUGUCCGCGAACCCGGCGAGCUUCACACCACAGGCCGCAUCCCCACCUCCGUCAACCUCCCCCUCUCCUCGUGCCCCGACGCCUUCUUCCUCCCCGCCGACGAGUUCGAGGAGCGAUUUGGCUUCGAGAAGCCGAGAGAGGGGAGGGCGGUUGUGUUUUAUUGUAAGGCUGGCGUGAGGAGUAGGGCCGCGGCGGCGUUGGCGAGGGAGGGGGGCUGGGGGCUGGUGGGGGAGUUUCCGGGGAGUUGGAUGGAGUGGGAGGGGAGGGGUGGGUACGUUGAGAGGUAG
Pseudogymnoascus destructans is the source of this 772-nucleotide messenger RNA. RefSeq lists its product as uncharacterized. NCBI's taxonomy places the organism in Eukaryota, Fungi, Ascomycota, Leotiomycetes, Thelebolales, Thelebolaceae. Gene Ontology annotation, molecular function: thiosulfate-cyanide sulfurtransferase activity. Gene Ontology annotation, cellular component: mitochondrion. The transcript has 2 exons. The record is from RefSeq and is a predicted model, not a curated record. Bases 179 to 772 code for a protein of 197 amino acids.